AUGGGUCGACGUAAACUUACGAUCGCAGAAGUAGAGGUUUCUAAGCAAAACAGACGAGUCAAAGAAAGAGAAAAUCAACGUAGAAGGCGAGAAAUUGCUCGACAAGGAAUUACUGAUUAUCAUCGUAUUUCAGAGGAUAAUAUAGUUGAAAAAGAUUAUUUAGGAUUAAUGAAUAUUUUAUGCAAACACUGCCAAGCCAAUCAUUUCAAAGAUGAGAAAGUUUCAAAUAAAGGAUUAUCAUUCAAUGACUGCUGUGGUCAUGGAACGGUAACGUUGGAUCCAUUCCCAGAUUUUCCACGUGAACUUUUGACUUUAUUCAAUGGAGAACACAAUCAAUCAUCAAUUUUUUUCAAUCACAUACGAAAUUAUAAUAGUUCUUUAUCAUUUGCUUCAUUUAAUGCUAAUUUAGUUAAUUUUCAAUCGCGUCGAUCAGCUCCAUACUGUUUUAAAAUUCAAGGCCAAAUCUAUUAUCAAAUAAAUACAGCUUUAUAUCCUAGCGAUGGUGAAAAUCCGUCGUAUGGACAACUUUUUAUAAUCGAUCAAAACGAAGCUAUAGAUUAUCGAUUGCAACAAAAUCCCCUUAUAGAUUAUGAAUUAAUGUCAAUUUUAGAUAAUAUUAUUCGCAAUGAGAACAGUUAUGCCAAAUCUUAUGAAAUGAUGAAAGAUGAAAUUAGGAUACAACAGCUAAUAACAGAUAUGAGAAAUGAUUCUUCCCCUUCGGAACUUCAAUUAUUAUUUUCAUUGAAACCUGGUCAAGAUAGUCGUAGAUAUAAUUUUCAACAAGUCAAUGAAGUUGCUGCAAUAUUUUCAACAACUGCUGACGGAGAAAUAUCUGAAUCAUACAUUACCAUAAGAAAUAAGAAUACAAAAAACUUAGAAAUAGUUAGUUCUUUGGAUCCUAACGUAGAACCAUGGAUUUACCCUUUAUUUUACCCAUAUGGUACACGUGGUUGGCAUACAAACAUGUAUCGUGAAAAUUCUAAUCGUAAAAUUACACGUUUAGAUUAUACUAAAUAUAAAAUAGCUAUUAGAGAAGAUGAAUUUAAUCCUAUUAUACGAGGACGAAGAUUAUUCCAACAAUGGGUUGUAGAUAGUUAUGUAAAAAUUGAAAAAGAUAGAAUUCAAUACUGCAAAAAUCAUCAAAAAGAAUUACGAGCUGAUACGUACAAAGGAUUACAUGAUCACAUAAGUAAUAGUGCAAAUGAUAUUAAUGGUCACGUAGGCAAGACUAUAAUUCUUCCUUCAUCGUUUACUGGCACACCUCGGUACAUGCAACAAUGUUAUCAAGAUGCAAUGGCUAUUGUUAAUGAAACAGGAAAACCAGAUAUUUUCCUCACAAUGACUUGCAACCCAAAUUGA
Phymastichus coffea is the source of this 1359-nucleotide messenger RNA. RefSeq lists its product as uncharacterized. The transcript has a single exon. The coding region runs from base 1 to 1359 and encodes 452 amino acids. NCBI's taxonomy places the organism in Eukaryota, Metazoa, Arthropoda, Insecta, Hymenoptera, Eulophidae. The record is from RefSeq and is a predicted model, not a curated record.